This is a messenger RNA of Danaus plexippus (monarch butterfly), 2121 nucleotides long. RefSeq lists its product as uncharacterized. Bases 31 to 1590 code for a protein of 519 amino acids. The record is from RefSeq and is a predicted model, not a curated record. NCBI's taxonomy places the organism in Eukaryota, Metazoa, Arthropoda, Insecta, Lepidoptera, Nymphalidae. The transcript has 6 exons.
GUCACAGCGGCUGCACGUGCCCGCUGCGCAAUGACUAGUAAACUGUUUGCACUUGUAGCGCUGGCUGCACUCGCGGCCGUUCACGCUGACCCACCGCGACCGCGACUCAUUGACUUCAACCCUUGGUCCUGGAUUCCCAGCAACCGUAAUAAAUCUCCGUCUAUCAUGGACUAUUUCUUUCCACCAUCCAGAACCCCCAAAAAUUCAAAUCUAGAUCCACCGGCCGAUAGGCAGCCUCCAACUGUUUUCACGAUACAAGAUAAUACUCCAACAAUGACCACUAUCCAAGAACGUCCUACAACGGUAGCUAGAAAGUCCCAUAAUAAAAUUAAAACAACCGUGUCAGUUUUUCGUCCAACUGCGACAGCUCCUCCAAAAACGAAAAAAUCAUCCCAAAAACACGUUGCCACUGAUACAACUAUUGAGAUUAAAACAACACCAGCAAUAAAGACUGAGACAUUUCCACCGACGACAACAACUGUUACAUCUUCAGCUAAGCCACCAAAAAGAUAUUCCAUCAAACCGGUGCGAACCACAGAAACCCCGACGGUUCAAGAUACAGAAUCAACUGUGAAUGUAAACAGCGAUAGCACGGAGACGGUCAUUGGUACUGAAACCUCAGGUACAACAGCUGAAAUUACAAAAGAAACUGCUGUGACAUCAAAUAUUGCUACGGAGACUCGUACAACAGAUUCAAACACGGGCACAGAAACAACCAUAAUGGCGGAAAGCACUGUAACGGAACCGGCGGACAGUCGUGAGGGCUACUUACCAUUGCGGGACAAACCACACCAAACCCACGUCAAGAUCAACGAGCAGACAAAUAAAGAGACGGUGCCAUUGCCGGCUGGUUCCACCAACGUACUAGCCAAGCCGACCAAAUACCAUUACUAUCCGCACAAUCAACACAUCUAUUUACUACCGGAGUGUGCUAUUCAACAGGUAUGCAACGCUGUAUACGUUCGUUUGAAUUACACACAGCCUUUAUGCGCUUGUCCAGCUCGGUACAGAGACCCAUGCUCGGCGAGUUUGAACGCGGAUGACCUGCAUACCACUCGCCUAACCACCGAUUCCAAAAAGAAGUAUGCAAAGAAGGCUGUAACAUUGGUUAAGACAUGCGAAGCUGUUUCCGAGAUGCGAGAAUGUCGUGCACCACGAGACUGGUCGUUAUUGGCGUUGCAAAAUAUACGGACAGGAAAAUCGCACUAUUUAGUUAUAUGCCGAUGUCCCGAAACUCAUAUUCUAGAGGGGCCGAUGUCUCACGAUCAGCCGACGUAUGCUUCGGUGCCUGGUAUAAGGGUCUACGGUAUGAUGUGCGUUCGACCGACCACAGCUUAUCACUCCAGUUUCAACAAUCGAUACACACCGAGCGUUCAGAGCACCACGAGCACGUACAAAGUGGACUAUUCUCAAGCCCACUCCUACGAUAAACCCGUCUACAAUAGAUAUCAUACGCACAGCUAUUUAGAUUCAAACUUCUACAAUAGACGGUCUAGAGCUGCACGCGUAAGGCGAAUGACAUCAGAAUACCCUCCUUUCCCAUGGUAUAAGGUAAAGGAAUUGGCACGAUCGUUACAUUGGAUCAAUUAAGAACAAACUUAUCUUAUUGUUGUAAAAGUAGGUUGGGUUCAAGAUGGCCGUCUGCCUCGUUGAGCCCAACGAAAACUUACAAUAUUGAUAACAAAACGCUUUUAGCUUUCUCAUACCAGUUUAGUUACGUCCGAUUCAUUAAUAAUCGUAUUGUAGUGUUGGAUGCAUUUAGUAGUUUUACGAUUCUUCUGUACCUUCCCAGCAUUUUAUUUUAUAAGUUCUAAUAUCCGUAGAAUAAUUUAAUACUCAUAAGUUAAUGCUCUGCCAGAAAGCCAUAGAUUUAAGGACAAGUAUUGGACCGUUUUAGACGACAAUGGUUUAUUUGGUGAAUGUAAUUUUAGUUAUAUUUUGUACACAAAAUAAUGUGAUACGUAUUCAGUGUUUUUGUGUAUUACAAUGCAUUUAUUAUUUAAGUUUUUAAGUAUACGCAAUAUUUAUAUCAAACCAUAUAUCUUAGACGAAUCGCUUUGUAAAUAGUAGAAUUAAUUACAAUAUUUGUAAUUAAAAACAAAUAAAAUAAUAUUAAAUAAA